AUGGCAACUCCAGCUAGGAGUAAAGGCAGCAGGCCCACUAUUUCCGAGAAAAUCUCCAGCUACUAUGGAAAUGUCAAAUCGCUGUUGCUAGGAAACGAUCUAACCGGAAGACGCCAAACAUGUGAGGAGAACCCGUUCACUUCGGAGACACAGCUGACAGGUUUCAAACGCGACCAGGAAGAAUUUCAUCUGAAGCCAGUAAAUGUGGACUUGUGUAGACUGAAAAAUCGCGAAGCUCACCACGCUGCGGAGUACGAAGUUCCGAACCUCAUCCUUCGACGUGGGCAGGCGUUUGAUAUCAACAUCGAUUUUAACAGGACUUAUAUCAAAGGACAAGAUGCUGUUUCGUUGAAGUUUGUUACAGGAAGCCGACCAACUCAGAGUCGAGGCAGUGUAGUUCCUGUAGUGCAGGUGGAUAGGAUCCAGGAUGGCCAGUGGGGAUUUGAACUGGCUGCAGUCCAGGAAAAGUCAGUGACGCUGCGAGUCAGCUCUGGAAGCGAUGCUAUUGUUGGCAGAUAUGAGCUCUUCAUAGAUACACAACACCUGAAAGAUGACAUCGUUGAGAAGUGGAGGUAUAAACAUCCUGACGACAUCUUCAUCCUGUUCAAUCCCUGGCAAAAAGAUGAUGCUGUAUAUCUGUCUGGAGAGCCUGAUCGUAAGGAGUAUGUCCUUAAUGAAACUGGCAGAAUUUGGUUAGGUUCUGUUGAGAAAUAUUAUGUUCGACCAUGGAAUUUUGGACAGUUUGAGUAUGUGUGCCUGAUUGCUGCUAUCUCCAUCUUGGAUCGUUCUGAGUUGGCAGACAGAGCCAGGGGAAACCCUACACUUGUUACCCGCACAGUUUGCCGAGCU
Candidula unifasciata is the source of this 849-nucleotide messenger RNA. The record is from the annotation of a GenBank genome assembly. Lineage: Eukaryota; Metazoa; Mollusca; Gastropoda; Stylommatophora; Geomitridae.